AUGGCACGUUUCCGCGGCUUGCGACUACUUCUGCUGCCGCUGGUUACGACUAUUAUUACCCUGCAAUGUCCUGGAGCCCGGGCGCAAGUGGCUUCAGACUCUGCGGGAAUCGAAGUGAACAUGAUGAAUUUAACGUCGACCACAACGACGAGCACGACUUCGACGACGACGACGACGACGACGACGACGGCUAAGCCGGACCGCGCCGAGGAGGUCUUCUACGCCAUAUCCGACAAAAUGACGCGCUUCGCUACGCGUGAAUUCUACCCUUUGGCCAGCGAGCUCAUCUAUGACCCACGGCUCUCUCCGGGCUGCAUUGGGUCUCUCAUGAAGAUUGGAAGAGCACUAAGGACUCUUGACUUCUGGGCUGUAGAAAUGAUAGACGCGAUGGGCCGGCCACCUGCUGGAAUGAUGCAGGGACGCCUGUCCGGAUACGGAGCCUACGAACAGUGCCUAGCCAUCAGGCAUGACGAAGGUAUUUUCCAGGGAAAGUACUGCAUGGUCCAUCUCAGGUAUGAAGGUGGAGAAAUGUCGCCCAGUGUGAAAAAGGUGGUCACAAAGUUCGCCAACCACCUGGGAUUUGAGAAAGCAGGGAACGUCUCUCGCAUGUUCGACAAGGACUUUUUACCACUGGCCCCACUAUACAAGUUCGGGCUUUGUGUACCAUCUCUGUGUGACACAGGGGACCUGCAGGCCAUUAUGGAUCGCUGUUACGUGUCCAAGGCUGUUCGUUCGUUUUCCCUGCGAAGAGCCGUAAAGAAGCUCACGCAGAUUCCCAACUGGGGAGACUACUCGAACGAGCUUGGAUUCAUUCACGGAAUCCGAGUCCUGUCCGCCACAUGGGUCAUUCUGGGUCACAGCCAAAUGAUAAGAGACCCGCACAACAACUCCAACUUCAUCGCUUACUUCAAACGACUCCAUGACGACUUCCUCUUCACCGUCCAGGUGAACUCUUUCAUGGCAGUGGAGACGUUCCUCGUGAUUACAGGUUUCCUCUCCGGCUACCUCGUGACCAAGGCCCCACGUGUGCAUCUGUCGCCAGUAAUUGUUAUAAUCAUCGCGCUCUUCAGACGCUACGUGAGGCUCAUAGUGCCCAUGGCGGCGCUUUUGGGAUUCAUGUAUCUCAUUCCGGCUCUCGUGGAUGGUCCAGCCUUGAGAGACUAUUGGCCUGUGUUUGAGAAGCCGUGCACCAAUCACUGGUGGAAGAUUUUCACGAUGACUGAAAACUACAUGGAUAACCUAACAGACCUGUGUAUGCCGCACUACUGGUACAUCGCAGUGGACUUCCAGCUCGCAAUAGUUUCAACUGUGAUCCUUGCAGCUGUGACGCCUAGGUGGCCGAAGGCCUCCUUGUGGCUUAUGGCCAUCAUAGCAGCGGCCACCUGCCUGGCAACAGGGAUCCAAGUCUACGUAAAAGACGCAUUGCCUUUCAACAUCAUUAUUACAACUGACGUGAGGAAGCUGAUCGUUUCUCAAACAGAUAUUUACAUCAAGGCACAUCCGCACGCAGCACCCCUUUUUAUCGGGGUCAUUUUCGGCUGUCUCGCCACGCGUCGGCACCGGCUGUCCAAGCUAGUCCAGGCCGCCGCAUGGGUUCUGGCAACCGCGCUGUCGCUGGCUGCCCUGCUGGGAGCACAGAUGUACGUCUCCCUGGUAAUCACGGCCUACACACUCGCUUCGAUAAUGUACUUGCUUGUUGAGUGCCCGGUGGCCGGACUAGACAACCUGGUUUUCAGCAGGCUGAUGCCCAAGGAGACUAUUCUGAAAGUUAUGCAGGGCAAAGCAACAGGCGAAGAAGUGAAGUACAUCGAAGCCUUGGCUCGAGCGAAAAGCAAAAAAGCGUUCGACCUUGCCUCUAAGCAAACCAGCAUCAAUGGAUUACCCGAGUCGACAAAACGCAACCCCGACGACAAACACAUGUGCUACACCAAUGGGGCUCUCAACACCGACCUCAGCGAAGACACGCAGCCGAACGGAGCGGUGAUGUCCGUGAAGUUUUGAGAAGAGGCUGUUGUGCGCUCCUGUGUACAAGAACAGACAUUAGUGGUCGGUUUUCUCAUCCACAUUAGAGAUAUCGUGUGAUGCAAUUUAUAGGUGCUCGUCUUUUAAUCAGAUGUCAAACUUCGUACAA
This is a messenger RNA of Rhipicephalus sanguineus (brown dog tick), 2131 nucleotides long. RefSeq lists its product as uncharacterized. The record is from RefSeq and is a predicted model, not a curated record. The coding region runs from base 1 to 2001 and encodes 666 amino acids. The transcript is spliced from 11 exons. Lineage: Eukaryota; Metazoa; Arthropoda; Arachnida; Ixodida; Ixodidae. Gene Ontology annotation, molecular function: acyltransferase activity, transferring groups other than amino-acyl groups.